Paramecium sonneborni is the source of this 1841-nucleotide messenger RNA. NCBI's taxonomy places the organism in Eukaryota, Ciliophora, Oligohymenophorea, Peniculida, Parameciidae. The record is from the annotation of a GenBank genome assembly.
AUGUCUACCAUUUAAGUAUCUCAUUACUCCAUAAACAAAAAUGAAAUGUUAGGCAAAGGAGCUUAUGGUAUAGUUUAUUCUUGUAAAAGUGAAAAUAAUUUAAAAAAUAAAGAUUUGUGUGCUAAAGUAUUCAAUAAAUUUAUUUAGGUUAUUGAUUAUACGACUUAAAUAACAUAAGUUUAAAAAGAAGUUUAGUUACUUAAAUUGCUUUAAAAAGUUGAUAAUCCUAAUUUAGUUUAAAUUCAUGAUAUUAUUAUUGAAAAAAAUUAACUUUAUAUUAUAAUGGAUAGAUGUAGAGGAGGGGAUUUAAAAAAUCUUAUUUAGAAUUAUUUCUUGUAGAAAAAAUACUUUUCUAUAGUUGAAAUUAUGGAUAUGAUUAGAUAAAUAUUAUUAGGAUAUAAAUCAUUAAUUUAAAAUUCAAUUAUUCAUAGAGACUUAAAACCAGCAAAUAUUUUAGUUGAAUUUGAUGCAAACCAAAGAAUUAUUUUAAAAGUAUUUUGUUAUUUAUUUAUAAAUGAUAGUUAACUGAUUUUGGAAUGGGAAGAAUCUUAGAUGAUAUCAGUAUAAAAUAAUUUUAGACAAGGGUUGGAACUCCAAUAUAUAUGGCUCCAUAAAUAGUUAAUGGAGAACCAUUCUCUUCUAAAUGCGAUAUAUUCUCUGUAUAAAUUGAAAGUAUUUUAGUUGGGAAUAAUUUUGCAUGAAUUAGCAUUCCUUGAAAUACCUUAAGAAGGACUAAAUAAAUUGGAACGUUAUUCAUUUUAGAAAUCUUUAAAAAUUAAACCAUUUGUUUGUCCUGAUUUAUUAUAAAAUAGUCCUUCUUAAUAGAAACAAUUCAUUUAAAAAUUAAUUAAUUAAAUGUUAAGUUUAAAAGAAGAAAGAAGACCUAGUUGGGAAGAAUUACUAAAAUCGGAAAUAAGUAUAAUUCAAAUUUAUUUUAGUGACUUUUAAUAUUGCACCUAAAAUAGAAUUAAAGUAAAUAAGUGAAUAGGAUAAUUUACUUUUAUCUAUACAUAAAGGACAAGAACAAUGUUUUAAUGAAAAAAAAUUUCUUGAGUUAUAGGGAUUAAUAUAAAAGAUGGAUUAAAAGGAUGAACUUUAGUAAAAGGUAUUACUAAUAAUUCAUAUGAUUAUAAAUAAAGCAUAUCUUGUAUACAAUUUAGAACAAUUAUUCUAAGAAAUAUUGUAAAUAAAAUAUCAUUUAAAAUAGAAAAAAAUAGUUUUCUAAUUUUGAUAACUAUUAAUUUUAAUUAAUAUAGACAUGUUUAAUUGGAUAUCGUUUUAAGAUUCUUUAAAAUGCUUUUGCCAUUUGUUUUAACGAUAAAUGUAUUAAAAUUAAUUCAGUAUUUUAAACUAUUUUUAAAGAUUAAUUAGAAAAUGUAGCCUAACUAUUUUAUUAUUCAAAUAAUUAGAUUAUAAAAUAGGUUAAAAAAUUUGUUCUGAACUUUUUCGUUGAAACAAAAAAUAUAUUUACUCGGGCAGAAGAUGAUUUGAUUAAAUUAAAGAAUAAAUUUAAUUAUCCUAAGAAUAUUGAUAAUUUUUAUAAAUUAAUUGCUUCAGAAAAUAAAGCUGAUAUUGAGAUUUAUGGGAGAUGGUUUCAUUUUUUUUGGAGUCAACAUAUUAGAAAAUUGUUUAUUUAUGAUAAAACUAAAAUAUAGGAACUAAAAUAUUUACAGUAAUUAAAUAAUUAAUUAAGAUUAUUAGUAUAAAUAGAUAGAUUUUUAAAUUUAGACAAGGAGUAUCCAUUUUAAAAUUAUGACAAAGUAGAUAUAAAUAAAAUGAUAUAAAUAGAAACAAAUAAAGAGAAACUUGAAAAAUAAAUAUAUUUAAGAGUUUUUGUAUGA